AGUUACAAGCUGGAUCCUUUUCAGCAAGAAACCUGCAAUGUCAUUGACAUUGAAGAAAAUGUGUUGGUAGCGGCACACACUUCUGCUGGAAAGACCACAGUAGCUGAUUACGCGAUUCAGGCGUGUUUAGACGAUAAAUCUAAAGUAAUAUAUACAAGUCCCAUCAAAGCUCUCUCUAAUCAAAAGUACAGGGAUAUUAUGGAUGUUCACUCUUCUAAUGUUGGUCUCAUGACUGGAGAUGCUUGUUAUAACCAGGAAGCUGCUAUUUUAAUUAUGACGACAGAAAUUUUGCAUUCUAUUUUGUUCAAAGGAAGCCAGCUGUUGCGAGAAGUUAAAUGGGUGAUAUUCGACGAAGUUCACUACAUGCGUGACAAAGAACGCGGGGUCGUGUGGGAAGAAACUAUAGUUUUGUUACCAGAAUCGGUCAAACUAAUUUUUCUGUCUGCUACUAUACCGAACUCUAUUGAGUUUGCUAACUGGAUUGCAAAAAUAAAAAAUAGUCCGUGCCAUGUAAUUAGUACAAAUUUUCGACCUACUCCACUGCGCCAUUAUUUGUUUCCUAGUGGAGGAAAUCAUUUAAUUCUGGUUCAAAACGAAUUAAGAAAGUUUCAAUACAAUAAUGUCAAACACGCACUAGAAUCGAUCAAUGAAACUGACAAUACUGCAGAACCAAAAAAGAAGAGACGUUUUAAAGAAGAUUCGAACCAACUUACAAACCAAGAACUAGAUAUAAAAAAAUUGUUGAAUUUGUGUAUCUCUUCCAAGUAUCUCCCCAUUAUAGUUUUCGCGUUUUCAAAGAAAGAGGUCGAAAACAACGCUCAAAUUUUUUGUAACUUAGAUUUGACUACAGAACAAGAAAAAAUUGCUAUCGAGGAAGUGUACAACAGUGCGCUUGAAAUAGUGUCAUCUGAAGAUAGAAAACUACCUCAGUUCAGCACACAUCUCGCAUAUUUACGCACAGGAAUUGGAGUCCAUCAUGGUGGACUGUUACCAAUCAUCAAGGAAAUCACGGAAAUCUUGUUUCAAGAAAACCUGCUUAAAAUUCUGUUUAGCACAGAAACUUUUAGUAUGGGAAUUAACAUGCCUGCUAGGUCUGUUAUUUUCACAGGUCUGCAAAAAUUCGAUGGCGAACGUCAGCGCAUGAUAACGCCUGGAGAAUAUACUCAGAUGAGUGGAAGAGCUGGAAGAAGGGGAAUAGAUACGCGUGGAUACAGUAUCGUUCUUUUAACCUCUAAGUAUAAGGAGGAACAGCUUGAAAGGCUGUUUACCGGAUCAGCUCUUAUGCUUUCUAGUCAAUUCUAUUUGAAGUACUCUACAAUUCUUAAUUUACUUCGUAUCCAAGGACUUUCGCCUAUGUUCAUUAUAAAAAAGUCUUUUUUUAAAUUUCAACUUGGUUCAAAAAGAUUACAACUGGAAGAAGAUCUGAAAGACUUGAAUAAAAAAAUAGCAAACUUGAAUGUUCCCGCCAUGUACAACACAGUUUUCUACAAUGCUUCAAACGUCAACGAAGACCCUGACAAAAUUAAACUGGACGAAAGAAUCCUUCUCAUGCUCGACACGACAAAUUAUGAUUUAGCCAAAUACAGCAUAGAAACGUAUCUCGAAAUGGGAUUAAGUGAUUAUUAUGCUAUGGUUAAUGCCAAUCUAAACAAUUUUUCAUCGGCUCUUAUGAUGCCUACGUUUGACUGGCUAAGCGGUAAAUCUUUUUCAUACAUCUGUUCGACUUAUAAACUUUACGAAGGAACAAUAGUACGGUCGUUUAAACGUAUCGAAGAGGUUUUACAAGAAGCUUGUUCUGUUGCACACUUAUUGGGUAGUACUUCUUUGGAGGAAUUGUUGAUAGAAACUUUGAAGUUACACAGACAUGGAAUAAUAUUUACAAGCAGUUUAUAUUUAGUAGAAUAA
Dermatophagoides pteronyssinus (European house dust mite) is the source of this 1905-nucleotide messenger RNA. RefSeq lists its product as uncharacterized. NCBI's taxonomy places the organism in Eukaryota, Metazoa, Arthropoda, Arachnida, Sarcoptiformes, Pyroglyphidae. The record is from RefSeq and is a predicted model, not a curated record.